Molecule: messenger RNA, 4014 nt
Organism: Ictalurus furcatus (blue catfish)
Lineage: Eukaryota; Metazoa; Chordata; Actinopteri; Siluriformes; Ictaluridae
Exons: 3
Coding region: 143-1174 (343 amino acids)
Source: RefSeq, a predicted model, not a curated record
GUAAAGAGAUCUUUUGGUCAUACCCUAUAAAUACACUGAUGUUUGUGCGUCUUUGCAAAGCGAGCACCAAUUACGAGGAAGCUUGUGUUACUGUGUGAAAGGCUGAAAGCACGGGUUUUCGUGUUUGGCGAGGUCACAAGAAAUGGGGAAAAUGGAACAAACACUAUCCCAGUUCCUGAUGUUCAUCAUUCUUAUUGGCUGGACUCAGGGAGAAAAAAACGCUAUAAAGUAUUACAGCUCCUCCUAUGGGAUUCUGUGUGAUGACACCUGUGGCACGCAUGAACAAAACUACUACUGGUGCAACACUAAAAUGGGAUGGGAUUAUUGCUCACCAGAAGAGAAUACAGAUUACACGGGCCAGCCAUGUCGAGAGGACCAUCCCUGUGGGAAGUAUGGCACAUCUUACCAUUGGUGCUAUACUAAGGGUGACAGCUGGGGUUACUGUGGUUUACUGAGAGAUACUUCAGAGCCAAAGACCAGGUUGUAUAUAGGUGCGUCCCUUAUGAAUGCAUGCUGGGAUGCAUGUUUGUAUGAUGAGGGAAAGAAAUUCUUCUGGUGUCACACGGAUGAAGGGUGGGACUACUGCUCUCCACUACCUGAUGUCACGUACAAGAAUGAGCCAUGCCGCUUGGACCACUAUUGUGGCACUCACAACUACAGUUACACCUGGUGCUUCACAAACUCAAGUUAUGACUACUGUGGACGCAUCAGCGAUGGAGAAUGCACGUAUAUCACCCCUAAAACUAAUAAAAAAGACAUUAAUACUGGGAUAUCCUGCACAUGGAAGGAUGCAAAGAAUGAAAAACAGAUCAAGUUCAACCUUGAGCCAGAACUUACAAUAUCUAGUGAAGGUUCCACCUGGAAGAACGAGAUAAUCAACUUCAUUGCACGCUGGAAAAAUACCUACUUGAACCCACAGGCCAGUUCCAAGCUGAUCACCUCAGACAACCUCAGGUUUGAGGUACAGAAGCUGGUGAAUGAAGAAGGUGAGCAAUACUAUAACCUGCAAAUCGUGGUGAAUGUACACGCCCAGAAUGGGAGGAGCACCAAACUGGCCCAGGUGCACAUACCGGAGUACGGAGUUCCAGACAGAUUUGUCCAAUUGGCCUUUGUGGAGAGCUUCUGGCAUCACGCCAGGAUUUCUUUGAAAAUUAAUGAGAGCAUAUACAGUUAAUAUGAAGUGAUACAUCGGUAUAUAUUUUAAUAUCAUUUCCUCAUCUUAAUUAAAUGUUAAUUAUGUGAAAAAUUAUUACCUAAACAUGUUACACUGCUCGCUGUACUAAAAUGUUCACCCUAUCAUUUGGAAAUCAUAAUUUGAAUCUCCAUGAUGCCACAACCAUCCAUGGCUCGCUGCCAGGGAAGCAAAAUCGGCCAUGCUAUCUGUGUGGGAGGAGCAUACUCUCUCUCGCCUGUCAAUCACUGUGACACUAACCAGUCACUGGUAGGUGGGAAGUGGCAGUUGAACAAAUUGUGCAACAAAAAAAAAAAAACACAACAAAAAAGGGGGUGGGGGGAACACAGAGAAAAGAUAUGCCUUUUUUUUAAUGCAAAACACAUUAUCUCCUGUCAAAAAAAGUCUUACCAGUCUACCAAAUUGUGGUGAAUGUACACGCCCAGAGUGGGAGGAGCACCAAACUGGCCCAGGUGCUCAAGUUCCAGACAGAUUUGUCCAAUUGGCCUUCAAGGAGAGCUUCCGUCAUCAGGCCAGUUAGUUUUUCACAUGGGUGAUAGGUGUCGCUUCAAUAAAAAAUAAUAAAAUAAUAAAAACUGUAUUCACGUAGUAUUUCGUUUGAAGAUCUAAAGCUAUUAUUUAGUUACGAAGACGAAGACGUUCCAGACAGAUACGUCCAUAAGGCCUUAAUGGAGAGCCUCCACCGUCGUGCCAAGGUUUUUGUGGACGUGAGCGAUAAUAGCUUUAUUUUAGAAAGUCUAACAUAAUCUGUUGAUUCUCAGCUAAUGAUUACCUAUAUCCCAUUAUAUCUAAAAUGAAACUUGCUUAUGCACCAUUGAUGUCAUUUAACAAGAUUUAUAAUGGACUUCUGCUAGCUACCUGAAGCUACAGACCCACGUAGCAUGCUUCUUCAUGAAUAUAUUUGAUUUACUGAAGACUGGUGGCACACAGACAUUGUGAAUGAUAAUUGAGCUAAAAGAGUAUUGUAGCUUCUGAUCAUGAAAAUCCUCAUCUAUAAAUGUUUGUGUCAGUACAGCUGAUUAAAAUGUGCAUCACUACACUGAUGACAUUAACUACAUACAAUUCAUGUUUUAGCUCGCUUCAAGCAACAGAGAAAUGUAACUGAUUAUAGAAAUAAAAUAAAAACGCAUUUACAUUUCUAUAUCUUUACUUUGUAAUAAAAUGAAAUGAGCUUCUAGCUGAUUCUUCUUUCCCUGACGACUUUGUGUUUUAAUAUGGAAAAUAUUUGCAUUGAAUUCGGCGACAGAAUCUCCACCUCUACAAAAGGUCACCACUUUUCUAUCAGUUAAGAAGAUGGAGUUUAACGGAAAGUAAAACACUUCAUAUCUUGUGCUGUUACAGUAAACAAAAUAAUCCACAAAAGGGGUGGUGUAAAGAACCAGAGUUAACAGUUACCACCCCAAAGGUGAUUAUUUUCCAAUAACUGAAAUGUCUGAGUCUUUCUAUACCACUGUGGUUUGCCAAUGAUGACUAUUUUUUUCUAUUAAAUAAUGACACAAUGUACAUUUAAAAAAACCCAAAAAACCUGUUUAUACUUAAAUUGAAUGUUGUGAGCCUGAAUCGCUGUUAUUUCAAAGGACUCAAGAAUAAUGUUCCAUAUUGAGCAGUAGAGAAGGAAAAAUUGUCCGGGAUAUGAGGUGGAGGCAGAUGCAAGUACAGACUAUUUAGUAUUAAAUAAAAAUCACAAAUGAAACGAACAUAACAGCAAUCAUAUACAAAGCAAGAAACAGCCAGGAAACAAAAAGCAAACAACAAAUGACAGAGAAACUCACAUAAACCAGAACUUAAAUAUGGGUGCUAAGAACAAGAAACAGGUGAGUGAUCAGUGAGGCAUUUGACAUGGUCAUGUGAUGUGCUGGGGCUGAUGGGCGUUGUAGUUGUAGUCAUGUAGUUGGUCAUUUUGUUUCGUCGGUCUCCGUUACGCAAUAAUUUGGAGAGGGCCACAGUUUGACGAGGCGAACAGAGCGAUUCCUACCGAAAUCACGGACUACAACGCAAGCCUUCAACUUUACACCAAAAAUGGCUACGCGUGUGCUCGGAUAUAUAUCGGAAAAUCCUUCACUUAUUGGGAAAAAGAGUUUGCCAACUCAUGGGUGUCUUUCUACAGCAGCUCUGAAGAUCCCGACAACAAAUACCAAUCCUAUCAGUGGGUCACAAAGUUCACGAAAGUUGACAACACUAAAGAAUAUCUCAUCUACGAGUACGAGUCAUCCAUGAGUAUCGGACCUGGAGUCCAAGCUCGCUUUCUGUUCUCCACUCAUUAUUUCUUCAGGAGGUUUAGUUCUACAACCGUCAAAGCUCACACUAUUCCUUGGGAGAGUGAAUAACUGAUUAGAACAGAGCAUAUAAUAUAUAAUACAUAAGAAAACCCUGUCUUGGAAACAAAUUAGCAUGUGAUGAAAAUGAUGUUUAGCUGUCAGGUUUCAUUCCAAUGAAAUGAACUGAUGCAGAAACAAUAAAAAUCAAUCAAUCAAUAAAUAAGAAAACAAAUUAUCACAAAAAUUAGUGCAACUGUGAUUGGGGCUGGUGAGGGGAUGAGUGUUUAUAGCUGCUAUAAUGCGAGUAAGAACAGGAUGCAACACUUUUCAUGGACAGUACACAUUAAACGUAACUAUAAAUGGAUAAAAAGUCAGAUUAAUCGGUUUUUAAUUAGAUACCAUAUGUUUGUCAAGCACAUAUUAAUAAAAAGUUAUUCCUAAAUUUGAAAUCCUAGUUUUUUUUACAUUUACACUUUCUUCACUUUGGCAAAUGCUUGAUGUCUACAAAGGCUUGUAGUCGAUAUUAGAACUGUUCUAAUGUGCGAAUAAAAUAAUUUAUAUGUC